AACAUAAUAAUUCACCUUAAUUUCCAUUUUCUGAAACCAUGGCUCUCUUGUUGGUGGCGAUGGUAUUAAGCUUAUUGGGCAGAGAAGUUCUUGGGGAUGUUGGAACUGCCGCAUCCUAUGAUCCUCCCUACAUACCUACCAAGUGCUAUGGUAAUAGUGAAGACCAAUUUCCACCAGGAAAUUUGUUUGUCGCUGUGAGUGAAGGACUGUGGGAUAAUGGUGCUGCUUGCGGGAGGCGUUACAGAGUGAGGUGUUUGAGUGGCAAUGGAAGGCCAUGCAAAAGUGGUAAUAUUGAUGUGAAGGUGGUGGAUUUCUGCCCUAAAUCGCCAUGUCCAGCCACCAUGGUCAUGUCCAAUACUGCUUUUAACGCCAUCUCGCGUCCUGGUGGCAGAAUUAACAUAGAAUAUGUGCAGGUAUGACUUGGUUCGACCUAAGUUCCAUCUGCAGCUGCUUAAUUAUACUUAAAGGCCGAUGUAUAAUGACUAAUGCAUGCUUAUAUAUAUCGUGCUUGAUGAACUUGUCUUUUCAUCCCUACGUGUUUCUUAUUUGUAAUUGCCUAUUUAAUCAAUAAUAUUGGAAUAUAAACAGAAUUGUGCAGUAUA
Theobroma cacao (cacao) is the source of this 602-nucleotide messenger RNA. RefSeq names its product EG45-like domain containing protein. NCBI's taxonomy places the organism in Eukaryota, Viridiplantae, Streptophyta, Magnoliopsida, Malvales, Malvaceae. The record is from RefSeq and is a predicted model, not a curated record.